Daldinia vernicosa is the source of this 11907-nucleotide messenger RNA. RefSeq lists its product as uncharacterized. The transcript is spliced from 8 exons. Gene Ontology annotation, molecular function: fatty acid synthase activity; oxidoreductase activity; 3-oxoacyl-[acyl-carrier-protein] synthase activity. The coding region runs from base 1 to 11907 and encodes 3968 amino acids. NCBI's taxonomy places the organism in Eukaryota, Fungi, Ascomycota, Sordariomycetes, Xylariales, Hypoxylaceae. Gene Ontology annotation, biological process: secondary metabolite biosynthetic process; phosphorelay signal transduction system; fatty acid biosynthetic process. The record is from RefSeq and is a predicted model, not a curated record.
AUGGAUCAUGUUAGGGAUAACGCCUCGCCGGCCACUCAAAUGGACCGGCUGGAGCCCAUCGCCGUCGUAGGCUUCUCUAUGUGCUUUCCGGAGGAUGCUACAUCCCCGGAGGGUCUCUGGGAGAUCCUCUGUAACGGGAGGAAUGUCAUGACUGAGGUGCCUCCGGAUCGGUUCAACAUCAAUGGCUUCUACCAUCCGGACCCUACGCGCCCUGAUACUAUCAAUGCCCGGGGAGGUCACUUCUUGAAGGAGGAUAUCGCUGCUUUCGAUGCACCCUUCUUUUCUAUGAACCCCUCUGAAGUGGAAAGUAUGGACCCGCAGCAGAGAAUCUUGCUCGAGGCGUCAUACCACGCUCUUGAAAAUGCUGGUAUACCAAUCCAAAAUGUGGCUGGGUCGAAGAGUGCUGUCUAUGUGGGCUGCGUUGGUGUUGAUUAUAACAGCCUUUUCGAAACAGACGAGGAGGUCCGCGCUAUUUAUAAGGCGACAGGUAAUGCGGAUGCUAUUCUGGCGAACAGGAUUAGCUGGUUCUAUGAUUUGAGGGGUCCGAGCAUGACUAUCGAGACAGCAUGCUCUAGUAGCAUGGUGGCACUCCAUCUUGCUUGCCAAAGCCUUCGUGUAGGUGAAUCAAAAAUAGGUAUCGUGGCUGGCACGCAGCUUUAUCUUGACCCUCUCACAAGUGCCAUAUCGUUGUCCUCUCUCGGAUUUAUGUCGUCUGAUAGUCGUUGCCUUAGCUUCGACGAUGAGGGGAACGGGUAUGCAAAAGGUGAAGGUGUUGGCGUUCUAGUCAUAAAACCGCUAAGGGACGCGUUGGCCAACGGCGAUACCAUUCGUGCUGUGAUCCGCUCCACCAUCACAAAUCAGGACGGCCGAACACCUGGUAUUACACAGCCAAGCCUGGCUGCUCAGGAGGAACAAAUCCGUGAAGCCUAUCAAAUUGGUGGCCUUGACCUCCGUAGUACCCGUCUUUUUGAAGCUCACGGGACUGGCACUGCCAUGGGCGACCCGAUCGAAGCCGAAGCCAUCAAGAGGGUCUUCCAGGAGUAUCGAAGCAGCGAGCAUCCUAUGUACGUAGGCGCCGUAAAAUCCAACAUCGGACAUCUCGAGGCAGUCGCAGGGCUUGCCGGCGUCAUUAAGGUAAUUCUUUGCCUUGAAAGGGGCAUCAUUCCUCCUAUUUCUGGCUUCAAGACUCUGAAUCGCAGACUGAAGGCGGAUGAAUGGCAUCUGCGAUUUCCCACUGAGCUUGUCCCGUGGCCUUGUAGUGGCCUCCGUCGGGCCUCGGUUAAUUCGUUCGGAUACGGAGGCUCUAACGCCCACGUUGUUAUUGACGACGCAUAUAACUAUAUGCGCGAGCGAAACCUCCAGGGUAACCAUUGUACCGUGGAGGCGCCACCAACAAAUGUGGAUCUCGGGAAAGGCCUGCCUAAUAGCGAUGAUGUAGAUGGCAUCUUGAUAUCCAGAAACGUGACCAGCAACGAAUUGCACAGCGGAACUCUCAGUAACGCUACCAAUGGAAACACAACGAGCAACUUGUAUCUUUUCGUAUGGUCCACCUUGGACGCUGCGGGAAUCGAAAGACUUGGGCCCGCGUACCGAGACUAUUUGUCCCAGAGACGCCCUGUAAGCGACGUUGCUGGUUUUCUCCAGAACCUUGCCUUUACACUUUCCGAUAGGAGAAGUUGGCUGCCCUGGAAGUCCUAUAUUGUUGCGAAUUCUUACGAUGAUUUGGUGGAAAAACUAGAUCGUAUACCAAAGCCUUCGCGGUCAUCCGUCCCUCCAAGGCUAAACUUCAUCUUCACAGGUCAAGGGGCUCAAUGGGCUACAAUGGGCUUGGAGCUACUCUCUCAUCCUGCUACCAAAGACUGCCUCGUCCAAGCAGAAAAGCAUUUCAAGUCCCUGGGGAGCGAUUGGUCGCUCGUGGAGGAGCUGAAGAAAGUCAAUGAAUCGUCAAGAUUGAAUGACCCUAUCCUAGCUCAGCCGGUUUGCACCGCCCUGCAGGUUGCGCUAGUAGAACUUCUUGCAUCUUGGGGCGUGUAUCCUCAAGGCGUUGUUGGCCACUCUUCCGGUGAAAUCGCUGCCGCCUUCUGUGCUGGCGCUUUUGAUAGAGAGACUGCCUGGACCAUUGCAUACUUCCGCGGCGUACUGGUGGGCAAGCUUGCUGCGGCACCUGUGGGUUCGAAAGAUCGCGGUGCUAUGAUGUCUGUACAGCUUUCUGAAUCAGAACUCCGCCCAUACUUUAAAGAACUCGCGCAGAAUGCGCAGUUAGGUGAUGUGGCUAUCGGAUGCGAGAACAGCCCCUCCAAUCUCACAUUGACUGGAUCGGAGACAGCCAUCGACUUUCUCAAGGAACGGCUUGAUAGCGACGGCAUCUUUUCUAAAAAGCUGGCAAUAUCAGCUGCCUACCACUCUACUCAUAUGGAGGUAGUAGCGGAUGAAUACCUCGAACGUCUCCGGUCGAUACAUAGACCGCAGCCCUUACCGCGGGAACAGGUGAAGCGUAUUCCACUCUUUGUGUCGUCUGUAACGGGUAAUACAAUCUCUUUGGAUCAGCUCUCCCAACUCUCCCAACCAGAGUAUUGGGUGAGGAACUUGGUUUCGCGGGUCAGAUUCGCCGAGGCAGUGGCCCAGCUUCACUCAAAUUCUCCCGAUACUCCCCUUGGGAAUCAAGUCAACUAUUAUAUCGAAGUCGGACCGCAUCCUGCCAUGCAAAGAUCUGUUAAGGAUACGGUGCCAACCACGGAGGGUAUGCAAUACGAUGCCACUCUUCGGCGUGGCGUAGAUUCUAUAGAGACACUUAUGAAUCUGGCAGGAAGACUUUUUACGGCGGGAUAUCCUAUCAACAUCCAAGGGGUCAAUACCCAUAAACCCAUAAGUGAGCCACCUCGGAUGCUUCCCGACUUACCAAAAUAUCCGUUCAACCAUUCUCAGAGAUAUUGGUUGGAGAGCAGGCUUGUCAAGAAUUACCGGCAACGUAGCAAGAUUAGACACGAGCUGCUGGGCCUUCCCGUUACCGACUGGAAUCCCCUAAAGCCCAGAUGGAGACAUACGAUCCGGAAUACGGAUCUUCCUUGGUUGAAAGACCACCAACUCAACGGUACAUUGCUAUAUCCUGGCGCGGGCAUGUUAGCUAUGGUUAUUGAAGCUGCAAGGUUUAUCGCUAGACCCGACUUAGUCGUUAGAGGAUACCGCUUCCGGGACGUCACGAUCCAUAGCGCACUCGUGGUGCCGUUCGGGGCUGACGGUGUUGAAGUCCAGCUCUACAUGCAGAACCAAAAGAACAGCCGGACGACAGGAAUCACCACGAUCGAGUGUAGGGAAUUUUGUCUAUCCUCGUGUAUCGAUAACGAAUGGAAGGAUAUCUGUUCAGGCCUCAUUACCACGGAAUACGCCGAGAAAUCAAGCGGUAUAUACGACACCGAAGAAGAUGCACAGAAUUUUAGAAGCUUUAUCCAGUCUAGAUUGCAGGAAAUCAUGGAGAACUGCCCGGAAAAAACAAGCGAAGAGCGCGUGUACCAAAUGGGCAGGCAGAUUGGCUUCGAAUUUGGCCCUACAUUCCAAACCCUCUCGGACAUCUCAUACGACCCAGCCGGGAGAUACUCUAUCGCGACCAUAAUAUUAGAUGAGUGGAUGUCGAAGUUUCCGAUAAAACCAAUAGUUGAGCCCCAUGUGAUCCAUCCCACUACUCUCGAUGGGGUGUUACAGACCAUGUCGGUCAUGAUGCACAGAGGCGGGAGCGAGCCAGCACCACUACAUGCACCGACGCAGUUCCAAGAGGUCUGGAUAUCUAAUGGACUUCUAGAAAGGAAUCCCGAUGCCAAGAUUCGAGUGGGUGCGAAGAUAACUCGUUACGCAGUCCGUGACCUCGAUGCCUCUAUCACUGCUAUCAACGUAGAGACGAUGGAGCCAGUUAUCACGAUGGAGGGUUAUCGAGUCACCACACUGUCAACGCAGACCUACAAACCAUCGGAGAGGCGUAAUCUCUUUUAUAGAUUGGAAUGGAAACCAGACGUGGAGUUACUUGGCCAGUUGGAGGCGGAAAAAUACUGCAUCGAGGAGGUGGGUACGCGUCUUGAAUGGGAUCCUAUACAAAAAAUCGUUUGCCUGUACUACAUGACUGAGGCACUUCGCGAGCUGGACCAGGAGGAUUUUAAAAGCCCAAAGCAUCACCUUCAGAGGUACCAGAGUUGGAUGCGUUACCAUUUGGAAGGGCUAGGUGAUAAUAACCCUCUCCUUCAUUCACCUUGGAAAGAAAAAUUGGCUCUAGAGAAUAAAGAGCACUUCAUCGCCGAGUUCAUCAUGAAAGGCCGGGUCGAGAGGGGCUUACAAGCUUUCUGCUCCCAGCUGCCCCAAAUCAUCCGAAACGAGGUUGAUCCAUUAGAUUUACUCUUCAACCAGGGCUUGGCUAAUGACAUCUACUCCGACGACGUUUUUGUCGUCACAGGCAAGCGGGCAGCAGCCUUUGUGGAUCUCGUUGCGCACAAGAACCCUAACAUGGAUAUCCUCGAGAUUGGUGCUGGCACUGGGACGGCUACGGAUCCGAUCCUGGCCUCCCUUUUGCCGCAGGGAGACCACCAGGCCACUCCAAAGUACAACAGCUACACUUUUACCGACAUAUCUCCAAGUUUUUUUGAGAAGGCCGCAAGUCGCCUCGCACAUCAUGCCGAUCGUAUGGUAUUCAAGACGUUGGACAUUGAACAAGAUCCUUCCGGGCAAGGAUUUGAAAGUAGGAAAUACGACAUGAUGAUUGCCGCUGCAGUGCUCCAUGCUACUGCUGAUAUUAGAGAGACCCUAAAGAAUACAAAUUCCCUCCUCAAGCCGGGCGGCUACCUGGUUAUGGUUGAACCGACAAACAAAUGGGGUACCGUCUCUGAUAGUGUUUGGGGAACAUUGCCUGGCUGGUGGAGAGGCACAGAGUACGACCGCCAGCAGGGCCCCCUUUACUCCCGACCAGAGUGGGAGACCUGUUUAAAAGAGAGUGGGUUUACUGGUAUCGAGCUCUGUGUUCCUGAUCACGCUGAAGAGGAUCAUCAUACCCUUAGUCUCAUGGUCUCGAAACUGGCCCCCGAGAGUGGUGUCACUACGCAAGCGCCCACUCUCCGGUCCAUAAUAAUCUCAGCGGACACUGAGCUCCAACAAGAUGUAGCUUUGGACAUGGCUUCCUAUAUGAAAGAAUUAAAACAUGUAUCGAGUUGUGAUAUCGUUGGCCCCAACUCUUUGCUUUCUAAAAAAGAUGAGAUUGACGUCUUGGUGGCUUUGCUGGAACUCGAAGACCCAUUUUUUAGCUCAAUGACGGAGGAAAAAUUGGCCAUCAUCAAGUCCAUAGUUGAUUCUUCGAAACGGGUCUAUUGGUUUACGAGCGGUGGCGGUGCCAAAGCGUUACAGCCGGAGAAGGCUAUGUCUUCCGGCUUCGGUCGUGCUAUCACGCAAGAAUACCCGGGUCUUUGGUUCGCCAGUGUCGAUGUGGAUGAUCCGAAGACAGCCGCUGAGAUAUUUGCGAGAGUGUUCGAGCAGAGCAUAGGGGUAGCCGAUAGCGAAGAUUGGGAAUCCGAAUAUCAGCAAUCCGACGGAGUUGUCUUAAUCCCGCGUGUAGUCGAGGCGGACGAGAUUAAUGCCUUUACGCACUCGCAGACGGGCCGGCCCGCGAUCGAAACCAAGGCGGUUGGCAAGGAACCGACCGAGGCACUGGAGCUACAGUACAGCGUUGGUCAGCUUGACGGCUUCCGUUUCGUCCGCGACGAAUCGGCCGAAAAAGCUCUCCUGGAUGACGAGGUGGAGGUCGAGAUUAAGGCGACAGGUGUUAACUUUAUCGACGUCAUGGUCAUACUAGGACAAUUAGCCGGUACUCAUUUCGGCUGCGAGUACUGUGGCGUAGUAAGACGGGUCGGAUCAGCGGUUAACACGCUCGCCCUCGGAGACCGUGUCUGUUUCCUCGGAGCAGACGGCUUCAGGACGUACGUCCGAUGCAAAGCUUUCAUCGCAGCUCGAAUUCCAGACUCUCUCCCCUUCACCGACGUGUUUCCGGCCGUUUAUCUCACCACAAUCCACAGCCUCAACCACGUCGCCCACUUGCGCAAGGGCGAGUCCAUCCUAGUCCACGCGGCAGCCGGCGGUGUCGGACAGGCAGCAGUCCAGCUGGCGCAGCACAUAGGCGCCGACGUCUUCGUCACAGUCAGCUCGGCUGAGAAGCGCAGGCUGAUGCAGGAGCAAUACAACAUCCCUAACGACCGCAUCUUUUACAGCCGUAACCUCUCCUUCGGUCGGCAGAUCAUGCAGGUUACCAAGGGCCGUGGCGUCGAUGUGGUCCUGAAUUCGCUGUCGGGAGAGGCGCUCGCCGAGUCCCUGCGCAUCCUCGCGCCACUAGGACGCUUUGUAGAGAUUGGAAAGCGAGACAUCCACACAUUCCAGAAUCUCCCCAUGCAGCCAUUUGUCAGGAACGUGUCAUACCACGCAGUUAACACCAAGUCAGUCGAACAUUACAACCCAGCCCAUAUGCGUGAGCUUGUGCUCGAGCUGGUCGAUAUGCUCGCCGCAGGCACCUUCCGACCCCCACGACCCGUGAGCGUCUUCACGAGGGGCCAAUUCGAGUCCGCGAUCCGGUAUCUGCAGACGGGGAGGCACAUGGGCAAGGCCGUUGUCGACUGGGAGGCUGAGGCUGAGAUCCCCAUGGUGCCAAGUCCCAAGCCAGCGUCCACUUUCGAUCCAAAUGCUAGCUACGUAAUCGCCGGCGGCUUGGGUGGUAUCGGUAGGAGUCUCGCCGCGUGGUUGAGCCGCGGCGGCGCAAAACACCUCAUCUUGCUUUCACGCUCGGGCCCAACAUCUGAGGCCGCGACGAAGUUGAUCAAGGAACUUGUGGCGCGCGGCGUGAGUGUCACCACGCCUCGGUGCGACGUGAGCGAUGCCGAGUCUCUGAAGGGUGUAAUUGAUUAUGCCACCAAGACAAUGCCUCCUAUCAAAGGAUGUAUUCAGGCCUCCAUGGUCUUGAAGGAUCGGGUGCUCCAAAAUAUGACGCUGGAUGAAUGGCAAGCUGUUCUUGGCCCUAAGCUUAGUGGGACGUGGAACUUACACCGCAUUCUUCCUAAGAAGAUGGACUUCUUCGUCAUCCUCUCCUCCACUGGUGGAAUGAUUGGCUCGGCCGGCCAGUCGCAGUAUAAUGCGGCCUCAACCUUCCAGGAUGCCUUCGCGCGGCACCGCUGGUCCUUGGGCGAGAGGUGCGUCUCAGUCGACGUUGGCGUCGUCCAGGACGUUGGCUACGUGGCCGAGCACAGUGACAUCGCUAAACGUUGGAACGAAAGUAAGAUUCAGGUUCUCGCUGAGAAGGACCUGCUCGCGGUCAUCGAUUGGGCGUGCAACUACCCAGACCUAGAAUGCGGCCAGCUUCCGAACACCACCACGUUAUUGUCUUCCUGGUCUACCCAAAUCAUCACGGGAGCGGGACCGGCGACCAAGGUGGACCAACAGGCCAUGGAUUCAAUGCCGUACCUAAAGCAGCCCCUAUUCCGCGCCUUGAGACAAACAAACGCACACGGAGCGGGAGCCGGCACUCAGGUGAGGACUCAAGAAGAAAAGACAGAUUACGGCGUCCUGCUACGCGCGGCCGGAAGCCUGGACGAGGCCGGCGCUAUCGUUGCGGCCGCAUUAGGGAAGAAGUUAGCGCGCGCCCUGUCCGUUCCCGAAGAAGACAUCGAUAUCAUGAGGCCAGCCCACUCUUACGGAGUUGACUCAUUGGUUGCCGUGGAGCUGCGGUUCUGGUUUUCUAACGAGAUGAAGUCAGACAUUUCCGUGUUUAACAUCUUAGCUAACGACCCUAUCUUAGCCUUGGGACGAUUCGCAGCGGGAAAAAACCUUUUCCCGCUCGCGUCCAUUUCGGAACUUUUGUCCUCGACCAUUUCCACCAGUACAUUACACACUCAACCAUGUGGCAUACAGUCGCCGCAAACAUCGAACGACGUCGCCACGCCACUAGUUGUGCUGAUGAUGUACCCACCAAUGGGAAUAUCCGACGUCGGCAUUCUUGAACUUCUCGAUUCUGAUCCUAGACCGACCUUCAUCGUCGCGAUUGCUCCGGCACAGUCGCCGCAGCCAAUCUAUGCGAACCCCGCCUUACGCCAAAAACCCUCUCUACACGCGCGGCUCGUCGAGUUAUCUCAGUCGCGUCAUGGAUCUUUUUGGGACUGGGCGACCGCUCCUAUCCCCUGUAGUCCGAGCCUAGGCCACACGUCCCUUUUCGAGAGUAUAAUCUGGACGCGGUCGAUUGUCGGUAAUAAAUGGGCUGUUAUUGGUGGAAAUCAUGGUUUGACAUCGGAAGAAGACAUCCAUGGCAGGAGGGCCUCACAUAGCCGGGGAAAUAGCAAUAGUAUCCUACACGAUAGCGCCCUAUCCGUAGCUUCAGAAGAUGGAGAUUAUGGUUGGACGCCUCCGGAUUUCAUGCUAGAUCAGGAGUCCUUCGUUCAUGUAAUCAAUACUUUGGACUGGGCGGCCACACCUCUCGGUCCGCUGUCCCUCUGGCCUCCUCUCCUUCAGCAAACUUUCAACCAGGUUCUUGCUGACUCGAGACCUAUUGUUAUAUACUGGGGUGACCACUUGACGACUCUAUACAACGAAGCAUUCAGCCAGUUGUGUGGCUCCAAGCAUCCUGCUUUAUUGGGGAAGUCGGUAGAAGACGCUUGGCCUGAUUUCUGCGAAAAGAUCAAGCUGGCAAUGUCUUCGAUGGCCUCAAAACAGCGUACAGGCAAUGAGGAUGAGUGGCGUUUCUUUGUAGAGAAAGCCGAUGGGAGUUCUGAAGAGAAGUAUCUCAAGUGGUCUAUGAUACCUAUCACCGAGAAGAACAAGUGUCUUGGUUUUAUCCAGCCUAUCCAAGACACAACUUCUAUGAGACUUUGGGAGAGACGUAUGCAAAUGCUGAUUGAUUUAGGCGACACUCUGGUCACUGCCCGUGACGUCAAGUCCUACUGGGCUAAACUCAUCCAAGAACUCGAGGCGUGCCAGCCUACCUACGAUAUUCCCCUUGCUAUCCUCUACUCGGUUGAGGAAGACCCAGAGUCGUCGUCUGCAGGAAAAGCUGGCCGACUGGAAGGCUGUCUGGGUAUUCCAAAGGAUCAUCCUAUAGCUCCCCCGAAGUUACGGCUAGAUGGAAGCGAUCUAGGGUUGUCUUCAUCCUUUAGAGAGGCUCUCGAAUCGCAGACCCCAAUACUGUUGCAGAUCAAGAAUGGGACAUUGCCAGAGUCGCUGCUCGAGGGUCUACAAUGGCGUGGUUUCAAAGACCCUUGCCAUGAGGCUAUCAUUUGCCCUAUACGACCAACAAAAGAUGAGCAUGUGCUAGGCUUGCUCUUGCUCGGGCUCAAUCCUCGUCGUCCGUACGACAAUGACUACCAGCAAUAUAUUUCCUUGCUGGGUCAGAAGCUGACCACGACCCUAGCGUCUACCGUGCUUCUAGAGGAGGAAGCACGAAGGGGUCGCAAUAUCGCCGAGCAAGCCGCGUAUGACCAGGCGAUGCUCGCAAUGCAGACGAAAGAAGCUACGGAGUCUGUCCAAAAGUUCCAGCAAAUCGCCGAAUUCAUCCCAGUUGGAAUGUGCUUCGGCAAUCAUCGUGGCAAUAUCACAUUUGCUAAUGAUGCCUGGCAUCGCAUCACUGGCGCUCCCCAAGUAAAUCCACUUACACCCGAGGGUUUCUUGUCUUGCGUCAUCGAGGAAGACAAACCCAAUGUACAGCGAGCAUAUGAAGAACUUCAACGGACUCUUACUGUGACUAUUGAGCUGAGAGUUCGACGGCCGAUAGAAGAUAAUUAUCCCCUUCAGCAUCCCAUCGGAAGCUCUCCUAGUUUCGAGAAGGCCGGUCUGGACCUUGAUGAGGGGGACGGCGGGGUCCGGCACGUUUUGGCUUCCUUGAAAGCUGAACGGGGCCCUAGUGGUAACAUCAAUCAGGUUUUAGCAUGUUUGACAGAUGUGACUUUACAUAGAAAGGCCGCCGAAGAAGCAAUCCGCAAGGCCCAACAGGCAGAGAAUCUCAAACGGAUGGCACAGCUCGCUACGGUGGGGAUGUACGACAUGGCUCUCGACGGCCGUUUGAUCGGAGCCAACAAUGUGUUCUACGAAAUGUGCGGCCUGGAGAGAGUGGACCUCUCCCAAGUGUCAGUUAAGCCAUUCGAAUUUUGUGUCGUGGAUGAGGACAUGCCGGUCCUAGAGAAGACGCUUGCCACCCUCGUUAAAGAGUGCAAAUCGCAGACUGCCGAACUUCGGUUAAAGACAUUGUGGACUGAAACAGAUACUACUGGAGAACAGAUUACCGCACCACGUUGGGUCCUUGCUACCUUUAUGCCAGUGAGUAACUCGGAGGGGCAGAUUCAGACUUUUACGGGCUGCCUGAGUGAUGUCUCGUUACAAAAAUGGCAAUUCGAAAAGGAGCGGCAACGGAAGGACGAGGCGAUCGAAUCAAAGCGUCAACAAGAGAACUUUAUCGACAUGACUUCGCACGAGAUGCGUAAUCCUCUAAGUGCCAUUGUUCAAUGUGCCGAUGCGGUUAUCGGGUGCCUCACCAAGGCCCAAGAAUUGAUCGAUUCAAUGUCUGCGAAGCCUGAUCGAAACGGCGUGUUGAACUCCCCCACAGCUGAUACCCCGGGCCGCGUCUGGAAGGAAGGAUCCCAGUUAGUGAAAGACAGUAUAGACAACGCAGAGACAAUAAUCGCCUGUGCGCAGCAUCAAAAACGAAUUGUCGAUGACAUCUUGACAAUGUCCAAGCUGGACUCGAAUCUUCUAUCCAUUACUCCGAUUACGGUUAAUCCUAUCCACAUUGCACAAGAGGCCUUCAAGAUGUUCGAGGUGGAAGCUCGUAGAGUCGAUAUCGAUUUGACCAUGGUAGUUGAUCAAUCUUAUAACAAGCUCAAUAUCGAGUUUCUGGAUUUAGAUCCUUCUCGACUGAAACAAGUUCUUAUUAAUCUCCUGACAAACGCCUUAAAAUUCACCAAGAAUGGACCGACGAGAAAUGUUUCGAUUACGAUGAGUGCUUCCAAGACCCGUCCAGAGGAUCAUGCCUCUUCGGUCCAAUUUAUCCCACGCGCAUUGGAAACUAUAUGGCAAGGUGAUAGGCCAUCUUCGCCAAUACCCGAGGAGAACAGGAUCUAUCUUAUGUUCGAAGUUAAGGAUACUGGGCAAGGACUCACUGAAGAAGAGAAGUCUUCCCUAUUCCAACGCUUCGUCCAGGCCAAUUCGAAAACCCAUGUGAAAUAUGGAGGUUCGGGGCUCGGACUGUUUAUCAGCCGCAGGCUCACGGAAAUGCAGAAUGGCGCUAUUGGAGUAGCAUCUAGUCCUGGUCAAGGUUCGACUUUUGCAUUCUAUAUUGAAGCUCAGGUGCCGAGUGAAGAGGCAUUCAGAGAGGCUCGGGCAGCUGCGGAGGCCGUCGGCCACAUCCUGAAGACAACAAGCAGCGGCGCUGGCAAAGCAUCAAACAGGGGCCCGUUUACCAUGACAAAGCCAGGCAAGAGGCUACUCACGCCACAAAUCGAAGGUGUCCUUCUAGUCGAAGAUAACCUUAUCAACCAGCAGAUCACCCGUCGUGAUCUUCAGAAUAGCGGAUGUUCGGUCGAAGUAGCCAAUCACGGAGUAGAGGCUCUGGAGAAACUUGAGCACACGAACCGUGCGGAUGGGCAAUUUCCACUUAGCCUUAUCUUGAUGGACAUUGAGAUGCCCAUACAGGACGGUCUCACCUGCACGCGCAAAAUCAGAGAGCUAGAGAAGACGGGUCAUCUUAAGGGGCCACGGAUACCUAUCAUCGCAGUCAGUGCCAACGCGCGCAUGGAACAGAUUUUAGAGGCUAAGGCCGCCGGAUGUGAUGACGUAUUGGUGAAGCCGUUUCGGAUUCCCGAGUUGAUUGAGAAGAUGAUGACUGUAACAAAACAGCUUGAAAGGUUUGGUUGA